Messenger RNA from Nestor notabilis (Kea), 430 nucleotides. Its product is annotated as zinc finger protein 282-like. The record is from RefSeq and is a predicted model, not a curated record. NCBI's taxonomy places the organism in Eukaryota, Metazoa, Chordata, Aves, Psittaciformes, Psittacidae. Gene Ontology annotation, biological process: regulation of DNA-templated transcription. The annotation marks the transcript as partial. The transcript has 3 exons.
AUGGAGUUUGGGAAUCAGCUGGAGAGCAAGUGGGCUGUGCUGGGCACCCUCAUCCAGGAGUACGGGCUGCUCCAGCGGCGCCUGGAGAAUGUGGAGAACCUCCUCAAGAACAGGAACUUCUGGGUGCUGCGGCUGCCCCCCGGACCCCCGGGGGGGGCGCCCCCAGCUGCCGGGGGCUUCUCCCUGCAGGUGCCGGUGACGUUUGUUGACAUUGCUGUCUACUUCUCGGCGGAGGAGUGGAAGAAUUUGGAGGAGUGGCAGAAAGAGCUGUACAAUAACCUGGUGAAGGAGAACUAUGAGUCUUUGAUCUCCCUGGAUGGUGCCCUCUCCAGAAGCGAGGCACAGCCCCGCAGCGAGCGCCCAGAGGGACCCUGCGUCCCCGAGCAGAGGGACCUGGAGCAGAGGGAGCUGCCGACAGAUGCCUGUGCGG